ACCUGGAUGCAGGGAGCCCUGACUUUGCCCCCCCCCCAGAGCCCCCGAGGGGUGCGCAAAGGAGCAGUGUUUGAAGGAGUGAGUGAGCGGCAAUGCCAGGCGCUCCAUGCAUCCAGGUCAGUUUCCCACGUGGGUGCAGGAUUGGGGAUGCAAUGGUUAGGGGCACAGGAGGGGGUACAGUGUAGGGGUUAGGAGCGCAGGAGGGGGCAGGGAGCCUCAAAAGCCCACAUUGGCCAGGGGCAAUGAGGGGGGGCACUGUGCCCAUGGGAACCAGUGUGUGUGUGUGUGCCAAAAUACAAGUUUGCCCAGGGUGCCAUUUUCCCUCAGACCAGCCCUGCUGAGAGUGAAGCCCCACAUGUCUCCUCGCUAUGCCGCAGACCCCUCUCUCUUUCAUUCUCUUGCUCUGUUUCUCCUUCACCCACGCACUCAUACCAUCCCUUUGAUGCUGACUCAGUGGAAUGGAAAGUCUAUACCCUCUGCUAAGACCGGACACCAGGCACUGUUUUUGCUGAACAGGAGGAAAAACACCUUGCGCUUUAACUGUAAUGUAUUCUCCAACCUCUCCUCCUCUCCUUUCUUCUUUCUGUUACCCACUUCUCUGUUUCCCAGUUCCUCCCUCCUGAUCACUCCGCUGACAAAAAAUAGAGAGAGAAAGAGAUCCUCCAGCAGAGGAGAAUUGUGCCCCUGAGUCACCCUGUGCUCCCUGACCCCAGGGAGAGGCCCCGCCCACUCCGGUUAGUGGGGGAUGUGUGCACAGAAGGGAGCACAGUCAGAAGUCACCAGAGAGGACAAAUGCAUGAUUAAGUCAGAUGGAGCCAAAACCAGUGGGUGCUGGAAAGUGUGAGCCACAAAAGGAGGGAUUCUCUGAGGUGACAAGGGGGCCCCAUGUGUGACAGGGAUGGGAAUCUAUGAAUCUCACUAUGCAAAGUUCAGUUCUGUUCUCCCUGAACUUCUCAGCACCUACAUGGGAGCUGGGAGAAGCCCCCACGUCACAGGACCUGAAGUUGGGUCUCCCCAAAACUAGAUAGAGAGGGAUCAUUCCCACCCUGGGAUGCAGUGUCUUGCCAUGCAACCCCAAAAGCACAGCAACCUUUUCUGCAGCCAAUAUGCAGCCUCCUCCCUCAGCUCCUCCUGGCCAUCUCCCUUCCAGUGUGGUCCUGGGUUUUGGAUCUACUACUACAUUUGUCCUGGCUGAAACUCACUUUAUUUCCUGGCCCCAUCUCCCACGGGAGCUGGAACAAUUCGUGUAGCCAUUGAAUCAAACUGUAAACCCAAUAUAUGAUGGGAACCACUUCAAGCCAGGGGGUGUGGCAGUAUCCCCAGCACCCCUAGUUCCAGCACCUGUGCCAUCUCUAGUCUUUCUUAGUCCCUUUGGGUUAUUUGCCUGUCCUUCCUGUUGUUUGCAGCUCCUCAUUUAGUGUCCCCCUGUGAAUUGGAAAUACAGAAAAAGAAAGCCUAUAUUUGAGAAAGUAAAAGAAAAAAUGGAAAGAGGAACAAGGCAUUUUGAAAAGACUAAAACAAUUAAUUGACAGAAACAGUGAGAGGCGGAAAGAUCAAACCAAAAAAGGUAAGAGAUGAAAGAAAAACAUGAAGGGCACUUGCUGGGAAGUGUCUUCUACAAAUUUUCCGCUGUCUGGGUAGAAGCGAAACUGUGAAGAAAACAACAGAAACCCAGAGAGAGAAUUUCCACUAAAAGAUGCUUAGAACACGAUCUCUGACUCCUUCUUCCUCUGUCUCCAUCUCUUUCUGCACGUGCCUCAGUCUGAUGCUGGUUUCUUGGCUGUGACGCAUCUUCUCAGCGCUGUGAGGAAAUUAGCUGCCCACCCGCAUUAUAAGGGCAUCUAGGGAAAGGCUUUGAUCAGAACGAGAGAGAUAGUGAGCGAGAGAGCAAGUGAACGAGAGAACCUGACGACCCACUCACCUGCCCCCUCCUUUGUCCAGUCCAUGCCUUGUUCUCACUCGUCCCUUGAAGCUUUGGAUCCAUUCUGGUGAUGAACUGAGUGUGGAGACACAUCCCCUUUGUCUCCUUGAUGCCACCAUGACAUUGGCAUUCAUGCCACUGUCUCUCGCCCUCAUGCUGCUGGUGAACAAUGCCAGCAGUACUUCCCCUGGAGCAGCAAAGGAGCAGAGGGGGGAGCAGAGGGUGUGGGCCAAAGUGGGGGACCUGGUUGUGCUCCCCUGUCACCUGAGUCCUCAGGAGCUGCAGAGCAGCUGGAAGCAGCUGUAUGAGAAGACAGCCGUCCGCUGGGAGCGGCAUGGGGAAAGCUCCCACAAAGAGCCCCACAUGGUGCUGGAGGUGGAGUACAGUGGUCUCCUGAAGACAGCCCGAUCCAUGAUGCCCCGAGCCUCCGUCAGGGAAACCAGCUUCCGCCAGGGGGACUUCUCCCUCUGGAUUGAGCCACUACGGAAUGAUGAUGCAGGCCAUUACGAGGCACUGGUGAGAUAUGGCAAGGAGACUCGGCGCUGCCAGCUGGAGCUGGGCAUGGUGACAGUGACUGUCAAUCCCCCAGGCCUGCUGGUGGAAACGGAGCCUCUCUUGCUACUCUGUAACUCCAGUCAUCCGGCUAAGCUUGUGGGGAUGCGCUGGUUCCAUAAUGGCAGCCUGGUCCCCGUCUCCGGCAGGUUCCGUUCCCGCGAUGGGGCUCUAUCCAUCUCUAGGCCAACUGUGAGUGAUUCAGGGCCCUGGAGCUGCGAACUCACAUACUCAAAUGAUGAGAAAGUUUCUGCCACAUUCAACCUUCAAAUUCUAGGUUUUGCUGGCCCAGCCUCUCCUGUAGUCUAUGCUGCAGUAGGAUCUGCCACCAACCUUCCCUGCCUCCUGAACCGAGACCCUAGUGCCUCCGGCAUUCUAGCGGUGUCAGCCCACUGGAGCCGUCUUGCAGGAGGGGAUCUGGAAAUACGGGGCAUCUCCAGGAAUGGGAGCAAUGGGAGCUUCACCCUCCAUCUCCCUGAGGUGGGACCAGGGGAUGCAGGGCAAUACUGCUGUGCUGUCUCUAUCCAUGGCACGACCAUCACUAGAGACGUGACCUUGGCAGUGAUGACAGUCACCCCAAGCAUCAAAGGGCCAGUCGCUGAAGGCUCUCGUCUGCUGCUUAUCUGCAGCCUCACCCACCCCAGGGGGCACGAGCACUUUCAGUGGAGGCAGCUGAGCUCAGGCCUCAGCAAUGGGAGCUCAUUUGAGGCCACUCCCAGGAGCCCAGGGGUCCAGCGCUACUAUCUGGGUUCCACCCUGGAACUGACCCGUGUGUCCCAGGAGGAUAUUGGCACCUGGGAGUGCAGUGUCCAUAGCUCAGAAGGGAGGCUGGGAGCUGUGGAAUAUGAGCUGUAUAUUACAGGUGCCCAGCUCUCUGGUCCUCAUACCAUUCUGGAUGGGCAGGUCUCUUUUGGCCUUAUCCUUGUCCUCUUCCUCCUGCUUGUGGCCUCCAUCCUGGCUUUGGUCCUGCGGAACCAAAGGAUAUUCUCCCCAGCCUUCCCAGCACUGGAGCGGGUGGUUACCGCCCCCACACCAGGGAAUGCAGUGAAGGAUGAAGGCCAGGAAGGGAAGAGCCUGCAGACAGAGUGCUGAUGGAAGAGAAGGCACAAAGAUCAAUUGGAAUGGCAAGCACUUCAAUGGGAAAACAAGACUGUGUUACACAGCCGGGGGAUGGGAACCAUGCAGACUUGUCCAGAGGGCAUGGAGGUCACAUGGACACAGCAUGGGGACCAUGCCACUGCAGAGGGGGUGGGAGUCAUAUGACAAAAAGGAGAUGGGAGUCACUUGGGUGCAGGAAGGUUGUGGGGGGGGGGGGGGGCUGUUGUACUGGUUUCUGAGCUUCCUUUUUGAAGCUGAAGGACUCCAGUGUCCAUAACCUGCUUCACUUCCACUUGUUUCUCUCUCACUCCCUUGUUCUUUCUCUUUCACACCCUCUGCCCUCUGUCUCCCUCUCUCAGCCUUGCUCCUUCCUUGGAGGGGUGUGAGUGGCCUUUAGCAGAUGGGGAGAUUGGCAGAGACCUGGCUCCGCUUUGCCCACAGGGAAUUUAACUCCCCGCUGCUGACUUCCCUCUCUGUAUCCCAUAAGCAUCCUGCUCCAGCACACAUUCGCUGGCACAGCAGAUCCUUCAGCCAGAGAUAUUGCAUAGUUGAGUUUGUUAUAGUUUAUUAGUACUCAGAAGAAAAUGUCCUUCAAUAAAAUCCCCCCACUGGAAACCCUUUGGUCUCUGUGUACAUUUGGGGUGAAAUGGGCCUGUCUAGCACAUUGUUUGCAUCUGGUUGUCUGUGUGAAGCAGCUUCCCUGAAAUCUGCUCCCCCGUGGAUUUCACUUUUAUUUUUGUUUUCCUGCUGUAGAUCAUUAGUUUCUGGACUUUCAGGAGGGAAAAUGAAAUGGCACCAGAAAAGGAAAAGUUACACGCUCUGUCCAUCCCUUUCUCUCGGUUUCAGUGUCUCUCUCUUUUUUCUGCCUGUCUCUCUCUGUGCCAUUCACUCUCUUUCUUUCAUUUUCUCUCUCUCCCCACUCUGUCUUUCUGAUGAGACAUCAACGCAAGAGAUCCUGACCACUCAUGGUCAUUAAACAUCCCUGUCAUUUCCCCCCAGUUUGGGGCAUUAACCUGUCAAAUGCCCCACACCAGGAUCCAGGAAGAGUGCUGGCCAAACCCCUGCUGAGUGCAUCCAUUUCACCACCCUAAAUCCCACUGUGAUCUCGCUGUAUACAGAACUCCCUUUUGCUUCCUGUCCCAAAUUAUUGUGUAGUGCUGCUGUGUGGCUGUUAAACAACUGCUGUGUCUUACCCCAGAGGUAGCUGAGUAAAUAUUGUUAUUACUGCAGGCUUUCACUUUUUGUAGCUUGUGUAGGCUGA
This is a messenger RNA of Chelonia mydas (Green sea turtle), 4832 nucleotides long. RefSeq names its product lymphocyte activating 3 (gene LAG3). Bases 2039 to 3565 code for a protein of 508 amino acids. The transcript is spliced from 8 exons. Gene Ontology annotation, molecular function: MHC class II protein binding; transmembrane signaling receptor activity. NCBI's taxonomy places the organism in Eukaryota, Metazoa, Chordata, Testudines, Cheloniidae. The record is from RefSeq and is a predicted model, not a curated record.